This is a messenger RNA of Grus americana (Whooping crane), 3653 nucleotides long. RefSeq names its product cyclin and CBS domain divalent metal cation transport mediator 4 (gene CNNM4). The record is from RefSeq and is a predicted model, not a curated record. The transcript has 7 exons. Gene Ontology annotation, cellular component: plasma membrane. Lineage: Eukaryota; Metazoa; Chordata; Aves; Gruiformes; Gruidae. Gene Ontology annotation, molecular function: magnesium ion transmembrane transporter activity; sodium ion transmembrane transporter activity. Bases 15 to 2384 code for a protein of 789 amino acids. Gene Ontology annotation, biological process: magnesium ion homeostasis; magnesium ion transport.
CGCGAGACACUAACAUGGCGCCGGGCGGCGGGCGGCGGCGCGGCGGCGAGGGGGGCCCCGGCGGGGUCGGAGGGGGCGGUGGGGGGACCCCCUCGUCUCCUCCGUUGCUGCCGCCGCUGUUGCUGUUGCUGGCGCUGCCCGGUGGGGCAGUACCAUCGGGGGACAGCGUAAUCCUGGGGAUGCGGCUGGAAGAGAGCACGAAGCCAGCGGCGGGGGCUCCGGCCCGCGGGCCCAUCCGUGUCACGGAGGGUAGCGAGGUGUUGCUUCGUCUCUACGGGCUGGGAUUGGGUCCUCGUACUGGCGAACGGGUGGCUUUCGCCGAACUACGACCCGCCGCUAACUCUUCGGUUCCCAAUGGCACCUGCCCCGAGCGCUCCCAGGACCUGCUGGUGCAGCCCGGCCCGGCUGAGGCCCGCAACACCUCAGCCCUGCUGCGGGUCCGGGUCCAGCCCCUACGCAAGGACGAGCAGGCCAAAACCUAUGUUCUCUGCACCCAGCGCCGACCCGGUCAACCUUGGUUACCUCAUCAAGGCCCCGACGGACGUAUUGUGGUGUUGGAGGAGAAAAAAUCGUUGUUGCCCCUUUGGUUGCAGGUGAUUCUCAUUGCUGGGCUGCUGGUGCUGUCGGGGAUGUUCAGCGGGCUCAACCUGGGCCUCAUGGCACUGGAUCCCAUGGAGCUGCGCAUUGUGCAGAACUGCGGCACCGAUAAGGAGAAGCGUUACGCUCGUAAGAUUGAACCCAUCCGCCGUAAGGGGAACUAUUUGCUCUGCUCCCUGCUGCUGGGUAACGUGCUGGUUAACACCACCCUCACCAUUCUUCUCGAUGACCUCAUCGGUUCCGGCAUCGGAGCCGUGGUUGCUUCCACCAUCGGCAUCGUCAUCUUUGGGGAGAUUGUGCCCCAGGCGCUCUGCUCCCGCCACGGCCUGGCCGUGGGCGCCAACACCAUCAUGGUCACCAAAUUCUUCAUGCUGGUGACGUUUCCCCUCUCCUACCCUAUCAGCAAGCUCCUCGAUUGCAUCCUGGGCCAGGAAAUCGGCACCGUCUACAACCGGGAGAAGCUGGUGGAGAUGUUGAAGGUGACGGAACCCUACAAUGACCUGGUGAGGGAGGAGCUCAACAUGAUCCAGGGAGCCCUGGAGCUUCGCACCAAAACAGUGGAGGACGUGAUGACCCCGCUGCAGAAUUGCUUCAUGAUCAACAGCGACGCCAUCCUGGACUUCAACACCAUGUCGGAGAUCAUGGAGAGCGGCUACACCCGCAUCCCUGUCUAUGAGGACGAGCGUUCCAACAUCAUGGACAUUCUUUACGUCAAGGACCUGGCUUUCGUUGAUCCGGAUGACUGUACCCCCCUCAAAACCAUCACUAAAUUCUACAACCACCCCGUCCACGUCGUCUUCCAUGACACCAAGCUGGAUGCCAUGCUGGAGGAGUUCAAAAAGGGGAAGUCUCACCUGGCCAUCGUGCAGAAGGUGAAUAACGAGGGCGAGGGAGAUCCCUUCUACGAGGUGCUGGGGCUGGUGACGCUGGAGGACGUCAUCGAGGAGAUCAUCAAAUCGGAGAUCCUGGAUGAGUCAGAUACAUACACCGACAACCGCAGCAAGAAGCGGGUGGGCAACCAGAAGAACAAGCGGGACUUCUCGGCCUUCAAGGACCCUGUCAACGAGCUGAAGGUGAAGGUCUCCCCACAGCUGCUGCUGGCCGCUCACCGCUUCCUCUCCACGGAGGUGACACUCUUCACCCCCAACUUCAUCUCAGAGAAGAUCCUGCUGCGGCUCCUCAAAUACUCUGAUGUCAUCCAGGAGCUGAAGUUUGACGAGGAGAACAAGAAAUCCCCGCGUCACUUCCUCUACUGCAAGAACAAGGCAGCCGACUAUUUCAUCCUCAUCCUGCAGGGCAAGGUGGAGGUGGAGGCCGGCAAGGAAUGCAUGAAGUUUGAAGCGGGAGCUUUCUCCUAUUAUGGGGUGAUGGCCCUCAGCCCCUCUCCUGUAUCCGAGAUCCGCUCCCCGUCCCAUGUCAGCAGCCUGAACCGCUCGGCCUCCCUCAGCUGCCACGAACGCUCCGACUCUGUCUCCUCCCCCAUCAGUGGCAGCAACAACCAGCUCAACGCCAGCACUGGCACCCAGUACGUGGCCGACUUCAGCGUCCGCGCUCUCACCGACCUCCAGUUCGUCAAGAUCACACGGCAGGAAUACCAGAACGGUCUGAUGGCCUCUCGCAUGGACAGUUGUCCCCAGUCCCCCGACAGCAACACCCCUAAACUGGACGCCAGUUUACCAGAGAAACCGGAACCCUCCGCCACCGCCGACGAGACCACCAGUCUCCUGAACGAGAGGAACUGCCUGAGCCGCCGGAGCAACCACAGCCCCCUGGAAAACUCCAUCUGACCCUGGCCCCGCCGGCACGCGUCAGGAAGGACCUCGCGUGCCCAUUCUAGGGACCCUUUCCCCGGUAGGAAACGCUCUGCGUCUCCUCGGUGACGCUGCGCCGGGUACCGCGGUCACUGGAGAAGCCUGGUUGAGCUAGAGGAGGCGACAGUGGCGCGGCGAGAAACGGAGCCGGGAUUUGCUGCUGCUUUCCAGACUGGCUUAUUUUUAAUUAAUUUAAAACGGAUGGCGGUGGAGACAGCACAACUCUCCGCCGGCCGCCCUGCCGAUGGCGCUCGUUCAGCUCAGGGAGCUUCAGGUCUCAUGCACCGCUGCGGGGAGGGGGGGGGGCUCUGCCUUGCCCCCUGGGACAGGCAUCCCGGCCCCUCUCCGGUGUUUCUGGGGUGUGACAGUUGACGGGGACGCUUGGGGUGCAGCAUGACGGCGGCGUGUUGUCCUUCUCCCGGUGAACUGGGGCGAUGCCGUGACCCUUCUCCGUUGCCUGUUCCCCUUUCCCGCUGGCCCGGGCUACCAGGGGAUGUGGCGGUGGAGAGCUCGGUGGCAGGCCUGAGGCCGAGGGGAAGGGCUCAGCGUCUCCGGUGCAAAGCCGGGUACCGCCAUGGCUGAGACCCUCCGCCAUCCCAGGAGACUCCCCCCUCCCUGGUCCCUCCUCCUGUGCUGAGGACAGCGGCGACGGGCCCCCCUGGCGGUUUCGGUGCCUUCCCUGUUGCCGUGGGGUGUCUCAGGGUACCUGUGCCGGGGGGACCGGGAUCGGUGAGAUGGGGGUGUGGCGGUGCAGGAUCCGGUUUUCAGGGCGGCACAAAGCUAGUGACCAAAGUUGUACAGGCAGGAAGGGGCCAGCACCGUGUGUGUCCCCUGCCUCAGCACCGGGGGACACCCAAAUCUUGGGGGACAGGUGACCUCCUCAGGGCAGGAUGUGGGACCCCCAGUUCCCGGAGCCUCGUGCCCGGUGGGGGUGGAGGGAGAUCAAUCCCCUGCCCCGCCUAAAAAAGCACAAGUUCCCUGGAUGAACUCUGUAAGUUAUUGGGAGAAGGUUAAUUAUUUUUGUUAAUCACAUCUCGACGAUCAGGUCCUAGGUCCUUCCGCGGGGAGAUACUAGAAAUAAUAAUAAUAAUAAUUAAUAAUAAUAAUAAUAAUAAUAAUAAACCAAGACAAAAAAAGCCCCUUUUUUAUUAAAUCUUCUUCUAUGCAACACCCACCCCCCCACCCCCCCGGGAAUUUGUAUUUAUUUUUUGCAUCAGAUUUGAUUUGUAUAUUUGGGGGAGGCCG